Messenger RNA from Spinacia oleracea (spinach), 796 nucleotides. RefSeq lists its product as uncharacterized. Gene Ontology annotation, biological process: mitotic sister chromatid cohesion. Gene Ontology annotation, cellular component: Ctf18 RFC-like complex. The transcript is spliced from 3 exons. Bases 174 to 554 code for a protein of 126 amino acids. The record is from RefSeq and is a predicted model, not a curated record. Lineage: Eukaryota; Viridiplantae; Streptophyta; Magnoliopsida; Caryophyllales; Amaranthaceae.
CGUGUCCAGUUAGCGAGUAUCAAGGGACGGAUGGAGUACUCCGUACGACCCUGUGUCAAAUCUGUGGGAAAAUACAAAAGCGCGCGAAAGUAGAGUUCAAUCAAAGCUGCACGACACCGUUUCCUCUCCUCGCUGCUCCACUGGCCAAGGAAAUUCAAGUGAGAUAGUGAAAAAUGGGACCAAUACAGAUAAAAUGCAGCUGUGGGGAAAAGAAUUGUCAAGAAUGGGCAGUAAUUGAGUUGCAAGGUGUUAUUGAAGCUCAACCUGAAUUCCAGAACUGUCUCCAAAACCUCGAAAUCGGCCAACUUUGUCGUCCUUCCUCUCAGGAGACAUACACAUUUACAGUCGCUUACCACGAGUUAACAGGAACAAAGGUGAAGCUAAAGAAACCACUUCUAGUGUUAAAGAAAGUGAAACAUUCGGAUGAAAGCGUAAACUCCUCUGAAUCAUCAGCAACAGUGGAACUGGAUGUGAUCGGGAUCAUAAGACAGAAGAUUUUAUUCAAGACUAGGCCAAAAGCCCUCAUAACCAGCAGCAAGAAGGUUUUAGCAUAAUUCUCAGCCCUUAAAUGCAAUUUCGACACAAAACUUGCUUAGUGGUGGAACUAUGCAAGUAUGCAAUAUUGCAAUGUUAUAAGUUCAUAAGAAUGUCUAAUGGUUUUGUUUCUCUGCACCAGUUUCAGGAGAUAGCUUUCGUUGUAAAACAGAUGGUAGUUUCAUAGGAUACGAAGUAGAAUGCUUGAUUAAAAAUCGUGUCCUUUCAUUUAUCUAAUAGGUAGUUUGUGUAUUUUGGGCAA